Molecule: messenger RNA, 1291 nt
Organism: Gasterosteus aculeatus aculeatus (three-spined stickleback)
Lineage: Eukaryota; Metazoa; Chordata; Actinopteri; Perciformes; Gasterosteidae
Gene: thap4
Product: THAP domain containing 4
Source: RefSeq, a predicted model, not a curated record
AUAAAGCUACGUCACAUCCGCUCAACGCAGACGCGGUGUUCGCUUCCUGUCAUUUCAUCUCUGUUUGAUUUGAUUUGUUCAUCUUCGCUCGCCUGCUGCUCGGUUUAUUAAUGGCGUGUCCUUCUAACAGCACAGCGGAUCUGAACCCGGCCCUCCUCCCUCUGGACUGGCUGCUGGGUACCUGGGAGUCUGAUGAACCCGGCGAGGGCUGUUUUACGACCAUCAAACCUUUCCGCUACACAGAGACACUGACCUUCAGCCACGUGGGACAACCAGUCAUCAACUUUAUGUUCAAUGCCUUCCACGCGGAGAACAAGAAGCCUCUGCACAGGGAGUGUGGCUUCAUUCGAAUGCAGCCGGGAUCCAACAGAGUGGCCUUCAUGAUCGCACAGAACUCGGGUCUGGUGGAGAUCGAGGAGGGGGAGCUGACAGGGCAGCAGCUGAACCUGCAGAGCCAGGCGCUGGCCAGAGUCUCCUUUGCCAGAGAGCCGCAUGUACAAAAGGUUUCUAGAGUGAUUCAGCUCCGACCAGAUGGGAGGCUGGAGCAGACAGUUUCCAUGGCAACAGAUAACGAACCACUGAUGCAGCACUUGCACAUCACCUACCGUCGGCAGGCUGCCUUUACUUAGAAGCACUUUCCAAGAAGGAUAAAUGUUUCUCCAAUAAGGGGACAUUGUGGAUGAUCAGGGUUCAUCAAAUAAACAGUUUGAGUUCUACAUUAAUACAAUACAUGAAAAAACGGGAAGUUGUAUAAGGCACUUCAAAGCUAGAUUUAAUGUUACUGUCAAAGGGUCCCGUGGAGUUUACGUCAAGCUUUAUUUUCCAAAACAUGAUUAUCCGCACGCUUCGGCUUACAUAUUUCUUAGUAUGUUGGUUUUACCACCACCGGCAGGUCAGAGGAACAGAGUGAGACUACCACUAGAGGUCUAAACUCCAGAGAAAACCCUUUUUAAUCUAAAAAUAAAUAUAAUAUAUUGCACCGGAGGGGCUUGCUUUAGAAUGGGUAUUUGCCUUAUCUUAAUAUGUAUUGCCUGGAUAGUUAUUCUCUGAGCUGUAAAGCUCAUAAAGCACUGAUGAAUUAAUGUUAAUUAAGGUUUCCUCUUCUCUCUAACCGGUUGCACUAUUUUAAGACCGGAAGCUCAACUACUUGUCUGAGCCCGAAAAACAACAGUGGGUCUGAAGAUCCUUUCAUGUGACUCAGCAGGAUCAUUGUAUGUCGUUCAGUAGACCGGUUCAUAUACAUGUAAGUCUAUGGGAGCAAUAAGAGAAAUUAAAGUUAUUUAACCUAUGA